AUGUAUUUCCAUGUACCAUGGUUUCUUUCCUUACAGCUGUUUUGCAAAACAGUUUCAAAGAAGGAGACAGGUUUCUUUGCCCUCCCAGGAAUGGGCACUUCCUUGAAUGCAGGAUUAAGUUUAAGGUACCAGUGUUCUUACAGCAUGGACUGUUUUCUGCCUGGAUCUGACAAGGUGACUCAGGCAGUAGAGCUCGACAGUGUUGGCAUCUCCCCUUUCCCAAGGACCUGCCUUCCCAAGGACCGACACGUCAGGCUCUGCCAUGGUGAGAGGAUGGUCUCCCUUUGUCUCCCGGAUCAGCGUUGCCUGGCGUUCAUUCUCAUAGGAUGGGAGAUGCAAUCAACAAAUCUGGCAACAUCUGGAAGGAGCAUGAUUAUAGAGUCAGUUUCUUCCAAGGAAUCACCCAUUGUGAAGGGCUUCCCUCCUCCUGCAGUAAUCACAGGCUCGGGGAACUGCUCAGUAACCGAACUGAUCUGUCCAUGUUUACAAUCAACAAACCCCCAACCAGCCUUCAACUUUCACGUCACAUGA
Molecule: messenger RNA, 531 nt
Organism: Rangifer tarandus platyrhynchus (Svalbard reindeer)
Lineage: Eukaryota; Metazoa; Chordata; Mammalia; Artiodactyla; Cervidae
Source: the annotation of a GenBank genome assembly